This is a messenger RNA of Microdochium trichocladiopsis, 948 nucleotides long. RefSeq lists its product as uncharacterized. The record is from RefSeq and is a predicted model, not a curated record. NCBI's taxonomy places the organism in Eukaryota, Fungi, Ascomycota, Sordariomycetes, Xylariales, Microdochiaceae. Bases 1 to 948 code for a protein of 315 amino acids. The transcript is spliced from 2 exons.
AUGGCCCCUACAGAGACAGACAUUGCCAUUGUGCAGCUCGUCUUCUUCACGCCCGUCGUGCCUCUCAGCAUCUGGCUCUGGUGCCGCUAUGGCUUCCGCCUCGGUGCCGGCGCGUGGCGGCUCGUCCUCGUCCUCGGCCUCCUGCGUCUCAUUGCAGGCUCUUGCGCCCUCGCCGCCGAGUACCACCCUUCCGAAAGCCUCUACGCAGCCGUACUGUCAUGCGACCUUGUCGGCACGGCGCCCUUGCUCCUCCUGAGUAUGCGUCUCGUCGAGAGAGUCAACGACACAUAUCAUAAGCUCCCUGCCCGUCUCUUCCGCCUCGUAGACUUGGCGUCCCUGGUUGGACUCGUGGUGGGCAUCAUCGGCGCCAACCAGGCUCUCACCUCCCUCGGAUCUGGCAAACCCUUCACCGUCAACGGGCCCAUGAUCGGCGCCAUGGUCCUCUUCAUCGUGGUCCUCGCCGCCGACCUGAUCUCCACCGCCAUUCUCUUCAUCCCUGCUGUCAAGGGUGAACCUCCCGUCGUCAACAGUGCCGAAAAGCACGAGCUCGGCGCCCAUGGCAAACUCGACAGCGCCCGCUCGGCCUCGUCCGCCUCCCCAGCCCUCAACAGGACUCGUGGUGACAUCGAGAGCAACAACGACGACGACACCACCUUCCGCCGUGCCGGCCAACAAAUCGAAGUCGCCGCGGCCCGCAAGCUUAUUAUCGCCGUCUCGCUCAUGGCCCCGUUCCUCGUCGUGCGGCUGCUCUUCGCCGCCAUCGGCGACUUCCGCAACGACCUCAACUUCAUCCCGUACCUCGGCGACCACAGCAUCUAUCUGGGCAUGUCUGUCUUGAUGGAGAUUGUCGCGGCAUAUAUCUGCCUGGGCGUGGGGUUCGCCUGCCCUCCCCCUCCGCCGCCGCCGGCCAAGACGAAGGCUUCGUGGUGGAGCAAGCUUCGCGGCUGA